AUGUCUCAUACCCAUCCUCGACUCGACCCAUCCGUUGAAAGCAAGGAAGAGGUGUCCUUUAUUGGGCUAUCCUCACCAACCAACGACAAGGUGGAUUCCAGCCAGAGCAUCGCGGCAUCCUCUGGUGCCCUCCAAAACCUGACCUCGUACCUGAACGGCACGCUGGUCAACCUCUCUACCGCCUUCCAGGGAUCGAACGAAUAUAUUUCCGAGACCUUCGGCGUCCCCCCUGGCCUCGUGUAUAGCGGCCUCGCUGCUCUCGUUGCCCUGCCUCUCACCAUGUCGAGAUAUGGCUGGUCUCUCAGCCGCGAGCAGAGCUCUCCCUACAGCUCCAUGGCGGGCGGUGUCCCUGCCGUAAGAGACGAAGACUUUAGCUAUAUCACAUCGCAAGACCUGGAAGAUCACUCCUACCUCGGAACAAGACCCGGUGGUCCUCCGCCAGAGGAUGACGUACUACUUAUCAAAAACAAGGGUGUGACAUACCCUGCGCAUUUCCCGGCAUAUUCUAUCGGAGACGGAAAGCUACGUGUGAAGGAUGUGCGGGAGCGCGUCGGCCUCAUGAUGGAGUUGUCUCAGAGCGCAACUCGCCGCAUCAAGCUUCUUUACAAGGGCCGCCAGCUUAAAGAGCCGGCUGCCCCCGUGCGGGACUACGAGGUGAAAAAUAACAGCGAGUUGUUGGCUGUUCUUUCAGACAUUCAAGACGAGAGCAGCCCGUCCGAAGAGGAAAUGGUCAUUGUCAACGACAACCAGUCAGGCCGUCGCAAGAAGAAGCGAUCCAAGAAGAAGGGAGCCAAGGCCGGUGGUGACUCUGCCAGCAGUCCUCGUGAUAGCACAUCCAACGUCGAGGCUAGCUCACCUACUCCUGGUGCCGGCCCGAUGAAGAAGCUCGACGAGCUGUCCGAUGAAUUUACCAAGAACUGGCUCCCUCUUUGUGACAAAUUCAUUGCGUCGCCGCCAAGUGACCCCAAGAAGCGUGAGGAUGAGCACAGAAAGUAUUCCGAAUCGCUUCUGCAGAUUAUCUUACUGAAAUUGGAUGCUGUGGACACGGAAGGAAUCGCAGAAGUCAGAGCGAGAAGAAAGGCAUUGGUGAAGAAGGUUCAAGAAACACUGAAAGCUUUAGAUGCGGCAAAGGCCUCCUAG
Metarhizium robertsii ARSEF 23 is the source of this 1140-nucleotide messenger RNA. Its product is annotated as BAG domain protein. Gene Ontology annotation, biological process: mRNA splicing, via spliceosome. The record is from RefSeq and is a predicted model, not a curated record. Lineage: Eukaryota; Fungi; Ascomycota; Sordariomycetes; Hypocreales; Clavicipitaceae. The transcript is spliced from 2 exons. The coding region runs from base 1 to 1140 and encodes 379 amino acids. Gene Ontology annotation, molecular function: protein-folding chaperone binding. Gene Ontology annotation, cellular component: U12-type spliceosomal complex.